CAUGGCCGUUGCAUGGACAAAUUAGCCUCGUUAGUAAGGGGAAGAUUUAAAAGCGUAGCAAUAAAAUGGCAGCCAAGAUUAGUGACAAAGAAAUAACCAAACAUGACAGUGGUGUAGUAACAACGACCGAAUACUGCAAGCGAUUGCAAGAAUGGAUGUGGCGGUAUUACUGUGGCUAUGCGAGCUGGCAGAGCUGGGUGUUUAUGUCCGCGCCGUUGUUUCCUCCGUACGCGCCGCCGCAGUCCGGCUGCCAGACAUCUCCAUAUGCCGCGACGCCUGCUGAUAUCGCAGCCUGGUAUAAACAGAUCAGCAGCACACCGUCCUCCAGUCCAGCUGCCAGCACAGGUCAAACAGCGCAGCCGGCUGCUGAGGAGAGAGGGCCAGCCGCCGCAGCAGCACAGCCUGCAGGUAGAGAGUACACAAUUCCCUCUCCUCUACGAAGAUUUUUGGCUGAAACAGUGGAUUUCUUCAUUCUCUUUUGUUUUAAGGCAACCAUAGUCCUGUGGAUCAUGCAUCUAAGUGGAAUGAAAGAUAUUUCCAAGUUCAUGAUGCAGUUUAUAGUGGAGGAGAUUGAUGAGAACACAUCGCUGGAGGACUUACAGAAGAUGAUGGCAGUAGCUUUAGCAUACAGAAUGCUAGUUUGUGUCUAUGAAAUCAUCUGUAUUUGGGGAGCUGGAGGUGCAACUCCAGGAAAGUUCCUGCUGGGUCUUCGAGUUGUCACUUGUGACUCAACAGUCCUGGUGCAGCCCAAUCGUGUUCUGGUGGUACCAGCAUCCAAUGUCAGCUUAUCUGCCUCCACAGUGCGGGCCUUGAACAAAAACUUCUCCAUCGCCUUCCUGUUUCCUGUAUUUAUCACGCUACUCUUUUUCCAGCACAACAGAACUGUUUAUGAUGUUGUAGCUGGAACCAUCGUGGUUAGGCGGAGAAGAGCAAGAUGACCCGUCUUUGUGUGUCAGAGUAAAUCUCUCCGACUAGCAUUAUUAAAGUGAUAAAAAAAACAGGAGGCUGUUCACCAUUAAACAGUAACAGAUGUUCACAGUAUUUUAUUUUCAUGUGUUAGAAUGGUACAUUCUGUACUGAAGAUUUGCAUAAGUUAUAGUGGCAUAAUGCUUUUGUGAUCAUAUGGCUACAGUAUUAUUUACAGCAGUGUGAAAAUUUAGGAAACUUAGGGGCCGUUCAGACUGAACGCAUUGUUGCACUAAAAAAAAGCUUGGACAGAGCAUAACUAAAAGAACAACGCAGGAUGCAUAUUUAAAAAUGGAAGUUCUUUUAUUUUAUAUGGCAAUUAAAAACUGCAGCGCUUCUGCGUGAAAUAGUGCCUAAGCGGGGUGUUUACACCGAAUGCAUUUUUGCAUCCAUCGGCACUGUAUGUUAAUUGUUUCUUUUGUGUGUGUAAAUGUGCUAAAAGGAUAUUUGACCAUUGUGCAAUGCAUCACUGUUUUUCAGCAUCUCGCGCAUCAGCGCUGCAUUUUUUAGAAACCUUGUACGUUAAAAAGAAUGUCUACUUAUAUGCAUGUCGAGACACCUGCAUUAUGUUCUAUCUGUUGCGCUGCUUCUGUCUUUUUUACGAUCAAUAAUGCAUUGGGUUUGAUCGGCCCCUUAAUGUCUUGACAAUGAAUAAUGUUGAAAUUUACGUUUCAUGUUGACAUGCUUGGAAUUUUCAUCUGAGUGGAAUAUCUAACUUCACAUACCAGCCUAAUCCGCAAGUUUUUCAUAAGUUUUCACAAUCAAGGUUUAUAUCCCAGACACAUCUGUUAUUAAUCUCAGCAGUACGGAAUGUUCCACUCCUGUUGUCAAUUCAGUCAGAGGCUGGUAUGCCAUAUGCAUCACUACAUUUCUCAGGGUUUCUUAAAAACAUGUUUUUUGCAUCAAAUUGAUAUUUGAAUAGUUCACCGAAAAAUUACAAUUCUCUCAUUUACUCAACCUUAUGCCAUUCCAGAUGUGCAUGACUUUCUGUAUUCUGCAGAACACAAACAUUUCUUAGCUCUCUAGGUCCACACAAUGGAAGUGAAUGGUGAGCAAAACUUUGAAGCUCAAAAAAGCACAUUAAGUCAGCAUAAACUAAUCCGUACAACUGCAAUUCAGAAUUUUUCUGAAUUCAUCCAAUUGGUUUUGAUUGAGAAUAUACCAAAAUAUAUAACUUUUUUUUUCCCAAAGCACCUCAUCCCAUUGCUGUCUUUAGGCACAAUCGUGAUUUCAAGAUUGAUUACACUUCCUAGUGCUUGAUGCAUAUGCAGAGAAUAGAUGGUGCAAGGAAGUAUAAUCAAGCUUGAAAUUAUGAUCGCUAAGGAGACUGCUGAUGUAAAGAUUUACAGUGUAAAAGGAGUUAUAUUUUGGUAUUUUUCUCAUUCAAAACCAAUUGGGUCACUUUGGAAGACGUUGAUUCAACCUUUGGAGCCAAAUGGAUUAGUGCUAUGAAUCUUUGUGUUCUACAGAAGACAAGAAGUCAUACACAUCUGGGAUGGCAUGAGGGCGAGUAAGUGAUGACAUUUGUGAUUUUAAUUUUUAGGUGAACUAACCCUUUAAGUAUUACAUUUUGAAAUUCACACAUCAGUUGUUUUUCUUUUUUUCCCCAUUGAUGCUCAUAAAGAUACACACACAUAUAUAUAUAUAUAU
This is a messenger RNA of Xyrauchen texanus (razorback sucker), 2616 nucleotides long. It is a transcript of the gene fam8a1a, whose product is annotated as family with sequence similarity 8 member A1a. The coding region runs from base 66 to 938 and encodes 290 amino acids. The record is from RefSeq and is a predicted model, not a curated record. The transcript is spliced from 5 exons. Lineage: Eukaryota; Metazoa; Chordata; Actinopteri; Cypriniformes; Catostomidae.